AUGGCACCAGCAGCAGCUGCUAUACCGGUGACAUCGUCGACUUCGACUUCAACACCAUCAUCCUCCAAAUCCAUUGCAGAUCUUACGACUCGUUUAGCAAGUGCAAAAGGGGAUGUGCCUCCUCCAUUAAUUGGCGCCUCAACCACACUUGUUAAUAAUCGGGUCUAUGUUUUUGGCGGUCGUCUUACAGCAUCAGCACACGUUCAAAACCAAUUGUAUGUCCUUGAUCUCAGCAACGGCGUGUGGACACACGUUGUGCCUAAGCACCAGCAACAACAACAACCAGCUGCACGAUACUUUCAUUCGGCUACUGCUAUUAGCAACCACAGCAUUGUGUUUUUUGGUGGCCUAACGAUAUCUGUAUCCAACGGAGGUGAACUACGGUCUCUGGGAGAUCUAUUUAUUUUGCACAUCUCGGAUGAUUCGGAGCAACUACGAUGGGAAUUCCCCACACACGCAAUGGACGAUAUAACAAUUACACCACAUCCUCGUCAUUCACACUUGGCUAUGGCGACCAACCAUGAUAACCAUUUAGUGAUUCUUGGUGGUCAAGAUGUCAACAGUGGAUACAUUGAUGAGAUCAAUGUCUAUGAUUGCAGGAAAAAGACAUGGUAUCCACGUAUAGCCACACAAUCUCAUUACACAUCUUAUGAAACUGCUGCAGCAACAUUGUUACCAGUAUCAGCAAGUGCAUCGGCAGCCAUGGGGUCUCCCAAUUUUCUCAAAGUCUUUAGUGGUGGUCAUCAUAGUGGACAACAAGAUGAUACAACAAAUGAAGAUGGUGGUGAUGGUGGAAUACAACAACAGCAGCAGCAGCAGACAUGGGGCAUGGCAACAACGCUAUUUGCGUAUAGCAAUGAAAACAUCCAUGGGGUACAUCGAAGGUUGCAUCGGAUCACAGUUUCGGCAUCAGGACACGUGGAGAGUAUCACCGACCACACCUCAGCUUUAAGCACGAGCCGCCAAUACGCCCCUCCUGCUUUACGAGCCAUGGGCAGUGCUGCAUGUGGGCAAUUUUUAAUCAUGUUUGGAGCAUGCACAACCUCUGAACCUCACCAUUUGCAAAUAUGGGCCCUCAAUAUCAGCACCAUGAUGUGGACAAAGAUCGAUGCUGGUCCUCGAUUGGUACAUGGAUCAUGGCUAUGUGGCGUAUUUCGUGAACAUGCGGGGCGUAAUGAACUUAUUGUAUUUGGUCAUCCCGAGGGUGCGUUGCACGAGGACCACACACAAAGAGUUGUGCACUAUGAUUAUUGGGUUACCAUUGAUACAGAAGCUUUUGGGGUAUACAAUCCACCCUACCUCACUUGUGGCACAUUUGCGCAGGACGCAGGUCUUGCUUUAUUGAACAAUCCAGCUCUCAGUGAUUUGACCAUUUUGACCACUGACGGGCAACGUGCACGUGCCAACUCGACUAUUCUUGCUCAACGUUGGUCAUCGAUCCGCGAUCACUUGGAACCAUUACUCUCGCCAUCCGCCUCAUCACCCGCCUUUGAAGUAUACGCAUCAUCACCACAGCAACAAGCGUUGCCUGGAUACCUUCUCACAUUCCCUGAGACAUACGACAUCUUAAUAGCAUUCUUGCAAUUCAUUUACACGGAUCACUUGACUACGGUGGAGCAAAAUCAACCCCGCAUAUUGACACGGUUAUUGAUCCUUGCAGAUCUCUUUGAUAUUGUACGUCUUAAAUCAUUGGCAUCUCACGCACUUCAUCAAAUGUUGCAAAUAUCCACAGCACCUUCGAUCUAUCAAACAGCUGCAUUAGCUAAUUGUUGGUCACUUCAAGUACGAGCUUUGCGUAUCAUGGUCAAUGCAAAAAAGUUAAUGCAACAACAGCAACAGCAACAGCAACAGCAACAACAGCAUCCACCUUCUCCAACGGCUAUGAAGGUGCAAUCAUCCUCAUACGCACUCCAUUCUCGCCCAUCUUCACCAUCGACACAGCCAAUGGAUGAUCCGUUUAAGAAUUUUGGUGCUGCUUCAUUGAUUGCAGCUACAGGAUCAUCAACAGCGUAUCAACCCCUUUCACGAUUGUUGCGCCAAUAUGAUCUUGAUGCUCCUUUGCCACCCGUCAAUUCACUUGUCCCCGAUCCAACGGCUCAACAAACACAAGUACCACCAACAUCAACAGCAUCUUCAUCAUCCUCAUCACCACCACAACCAGCACAACAACAACAACAACAACCUCCACCUCCUGUUCAAGCAAAGAAUCCUGCUCGUAGACGGGAAAACUCAGCAUCAUCUGCAACACCAACGAUAAAAAAGAACUAUCGUAAUGCACCAGUAUGGCUUCCUAUGUCAUUCUAG
This is a messenger RNA of Lichtheimia ornata, 2304 nucleotides long. RefSeq lists its product as uncharacterized. Lineage: Eukaryota; Fungi; Mucoromycota; Mucoromycetes; Mucorales; Lichtheimiaceae. Gene Ontology annotation, molecular function: protein binding. Bases 1 to 2304 code for a protein of 767 amino acids. Gene Ontology annotation, cellular component: cytosol; mitochondrion. The transcript has a single exon. Gene Ontology annotation, biological process: cell redox homeostasis. The record is from RefSeq and is a predicted model, not a curated record.